Messenger RNA from Manis javanica (Malayan pangolin), 1065 nucleotides. Lineage: Eukaryota; Metazoa; Chordata; Mammalia; Pholidota; Manidae. The record is from RefSeq and is a predicted model, not a curated record.
AUGUCAGAGAAAUCAGAGGACCUGAAGGGUUUGAUGCCCACAGAAAGGAAGUCCACAUGGAGGACUGCAGAGGAGAGGCGAAUGUCUGACCUCACGUGGGUGUUGCAGUGGCAGGAGCGGAGGCAAGGCAAGAAGAAGCCACCAUUCCAGAAGUGCAAACCCAAAGUGACGACAGACCCUAAAGCAACUGGGAAGGAAGAAAAGAAAGCCAAAGCCAGAAGCAUCCUGAAACAGCAGGAAGGGACCCGCCAGGUGGCAUUCACUGAGCCGGUCUCCUCCAAGGCCUUGGGGCAAAGCCACCAGAGGGACGGAGACCCUGUCAUAUACCAAAUGCUCUAUGGAGUGGAGGCAAAGGGAAAACGCCUCAGCAUGGUCCCCAGCAACUAUGCCAGGGACGGCCACAGGAAAUCUGGUAAGGGAGGCACCUUUGUCCUGGGGGCCGGGAUUGUCCUGCCCACCUGCCCUCCUCUGAGAGGGACUAAAAGCUCACACCACUCUUCGGGUGACGGCAUCCACAUCAACUUGACCAUUGUGGGCACAAGAGCCCCACAAGUCUCUUUAAGGAUCACACUGAAAGCUGGGUGUGACCUGGAUAAGAGACGAGUGGAUGUCAAGGCUUCUCUCACACCCGGUGCUCUCUUCUCAGGAAGCCACCCCUGGUUCCUGAAGCCAUUUGAAAUAGACACAGUCACUCUAGAGCCCACCCAGUGGCCAACGUCAUACCGGCGACAAAGCAUUACAGAACCCACGUUACAGGACAGCCCCUUUGCCCGGCGGAGGUCCACGCUCUUGAGAGACUGGUUAGGCAAGAUAUCAAAGAGCAGCCACGAGCGCAAGCUGAAGAGCCUCAUGGAGAAGGGCACCGAGCCCAAGAUGCAGAUGGUGAACAUGCCGAAGCCAGAAGAGGUGUUGAGGUGCCGAUACCUGAGGUUGUCCAAGAACAACAUUCGAACCUUGCUUAAGCUGUGCAAAGAUGCAGGAAUGAACGUGGACAUCCAUCCCCACAUGGUCGAAGAGAUAGACACUGAGAAGGUAUUUGGCCAAAACCCCAACAUUGCCCUCUAA